Ilyonectria robusta is the source of this 669-nucleotide messenger RNA. RefSeq lists its product as uncharacterized. Lineage: Eukaryota; Fungi; Ascomycota; Sordariomycetes; Hypocreales; Nectriaceae. The record is from RefSeq and is a predicted model, not a curated record. The transcript has a single exon. The coding region runs from base 1 to 669 and encodes 222 amino acids.
AUGGUCCCAAAAGGAAAAAAAAAGAUACCCGGACCUACCAGUCAACCAUUGCCCGCCCAGGACCAGCCCAAGGAGGAGGAUAAUGGCCCUUUGUUCUUCUAUAUGCCAGAUGCAAAGAAUGGCGAGUUGUGCCAGUGGUAUCCGUCUCGAUUUACUGUAGGAAAAGCACACAUCUCGAAGCUAGUCGGCCGUGUCGUCGAUGAGACCGACCCGGACAGCGAUAUUACCUUCACUUGUGCGGAACAAUUCAUGAUGUACUGUAAAGCCGCCCGUUUUGGCGACACUGCGCGCCAAGCCCGGAUCCUCGCGACAACGAAUCCCAAGGAGCAAAAACAACUAGGCAAAGGCACGGAGGGCUUCACAGACGCCAGCUGGGACGAGGUGAAGAGCGCAGUGGUGGAAGCCGGAAACAUCGCCAAGUUUGGGCAGAACCUGGGGCUGCGGCGGAAGCUGUUGGCGACGGGGGGGCGAGUGCUGUGCGAAGCGGCGUCGAGGGAUCGGGUGUGGGGGAUUGGGUACUCGGAGAAGCAUGCUAUGGCGCAUGGGCGGCACUGGGGAGAGAACAGGCUGGGCAAGGCAUUGAUGGUGGCGAGGGAUGUCUUACAGCGGGAGGAUAACGACGGCGAAGGAGAGAAGUCGUGGGAGAUGGAGGAGGAUGAUGCUUCGUGA